Messenger RNA from Drosophila virilis, 2265 nucleotides. Its product is annotated as putative leucine-rich repeat-containing protein DDB_G0290503. NCBI's taxonomy places the organism in Eukaryota, Metazoa, Arthropoda, Insecta, Diptera, Drosophilidae. Gene Ontology annotation, biological process: cilium assembly. Gene Ontology annotation, cellular component: ciliary basal body; axoneme. The record is from RefSeq and is a predicted model, not a curated record.
UAGUUCGAAUCUAAGCUUAUCACAGACACAUUCUACACUACAGCCAGACACUACAAAAAAAUAUAUGAAAAAAAUCCUAAAAUCUUCUUAACAACACAUAGACUACACUGAUUCCAUGGACACCGAGACAGAGAACCCCACAGAUGGAGCCGAGGCGAGGCCCACGACAAACGAGGCCAAUCCGGAGGUGGUCACAGAGAUUGCUGUAACAGUGGAAGUGCCUGAAGCUCCUGAAGGUCCUGCAGCUCCUGCAGCUCCUGCAGCUCCUGAAGCUUCUGAGGUUCCUCCCAGAGAAGAACAACAACUAACGGAACCUGAGACCCAAGCAGUUGAGGUACCCAUAGCGCUUAGAGAGGGAGCCGAUGAAGCAGCUGACGCAAAUGUAAAUGAGGUAUGGGAUAAGAGCGGCCCGCAAACGGAUGAGGAGAAGAGGGUGUCACGAAAGAUACGCUUGAAGGAGAAAAUUAAUUUGCGCUUUACGCUUGGCGAAAGCGAUCUUGUGGGCAACGUCUAUCCGGAUGAAGAGCAGGACGGCGAUGUGGAGGGUGAGAUAACCGAGUCUAGAGAUGCUCUGCCGACCGCAGAUGAUGAGCAACCGGAUCUUUCCGGUAAGCAAACAUCUGAGCAAGACAUGCUGGACGAAGAGAUCAAUGUCGACGACAUUUUUGGCGACGACGAUGUCGACGACGAUUUCGAUGAGCCCGAGGUGCGGGAGCCACCCAAAGGCGAUACAAUAAUGGCGAAGGCGAAUUUCCUUUCCUAUUUCGAGAUGCCAUCAUUAUCUGAUAUAUCCGAGGAGCAUGCUGUCGAGGAGCCUAAGGCGCACAGAGCAAAAUCCCUCAUUUCGCAAAUCAGUACGGCAACCGAUGUUGGUAAAUUUGUUAAUCCCGUCACCGGGUAUGUCGAGAGCGAGUCGACCAGCUCCUCGACCGAGAGCAGCAAAACGGAUGAUCUGGCCCUUGAUUUGGGCGGCGAAAGUGAUGAUCUUGACAUCGACUUAAUAGAUACUGAUUUCCCAGACUUUAAGGACGUCAAGCACAUCCAGCUGAGGGAAGAUGACGAUUUGGACGCGUUUGUUAAAUUCAAGAGUAGCUUCAUACGCGAUGAUGUCAUUUUUGAGGAUCCAGAUGAGGCCGAGGCCAAAAAAAAUAAACUGGAAAUACAUAAAAUAACAAUGGAUUUUCUACACGAAAUGUUCAACAAUGUGGUCAACGAAAUGGAAAAUCUUAACGAAUCCACAAUACUCCGAAAUAAACUGGAUAAGGCCAAGCUGAUGCUGACCCUAAUAGAUGUUACAAAUAAGUAUAGCGUUGAGAAAGAGAUCAAUGUUUAUAUCAAUCUGAAAAUGGCCGAUUAUUUCAAGCGCAUGAAAAACUAUCGUGUAUUCGCCAACUUGGAGCCAAACACCAAAGCCAAAGAGCGACUUCGCUAUUUGGAGUCUCUAACCCUGUUGGAUCACCGUGUUCUGGUCGCUGCAGAGACCAAGAAGAAGAACGCCAUACUUAUGUCCAGCGUAUUGAUGGAUCUUAGCUAUGUGCAAAACAUUGCCAGAUAUACCGAGGAGCAUCUGGAGGAGGUCAUUAUGCGUACGCUGGCCAACAAUAAAUCGGAUUUCAUGAAACGUAUCAUCGAACGUGAAAUGCGUCUCAUGGCCCAGAAACGCAAUGAGAUCAGCGACACGCGUCUCUUUCUAAUCACCAGGAAGCACACACUGGGACGCAUCGUAGAUAAAAUACACAAACUGGAAACAAUUAACGAGGAGCUCUGCAUGGACGACUUUAUAAGCAUUCAAAAUCAAGUAGUAGCAUUGGACAAAAAAAUCGAAGAACGCAACAAUGAGCUGAAGAAGCUGCGCUAUAAUUAUCACACCGAGCUGCAUCUGACGCAGCACAAUCGCGAGAAGGCCUUGGCGCUGAUCACCAAGCUGAGGAGCAAUCGGUUCACGAUGCGCAAGAUGCAGGACAAGCAGCGCCAUCUACGCGAAUCUCUUUACAAUGCGAAGCUGGAGCGCAGCACCAUACGCAAACAGAGCUCGGAUCUCAGUUUCCAGGGCGGACUCCUGUCCAUGCCGGCCCUAAUGCACGACUACGAUGAGACCGUGCAGAAAGUGAUGGACAAACAGGAUGUUGUCAAGGAUCUGAAGGAUACCUUCAGGCGUGUCAGCCAGCGCAUUAUCGAACUUGAAACACGCUGUACCUAAAUGCGAAGUGUCUUCUCAAAAAAUAAACAGAAAACCCAAGGAUUUUAGAUGUAUGCAAAGCUAAA